AUGGCAGCUCUGUUUGCUUGUACAAAAUGUCACAGCAGGCAUCCAUUUGAAGAGCUUUCACAAGGCGAGCAGUUGUGUAAAGAGUGUCGAAAUAACUUUCCCAUUGUCAAAUGUACAUACUGCCGAUCAGAAUUUCAACAAGACAGCAAAAGCAGCACAAACUCCAUUUGCAAGAAGUGUGCACACAAUGUGAAAAUCUAUGGAAAGCCAACAGCUUGUGAAUACUGCAAUGUGAUUGCUUCAUUUAUUGGGAACAAAUGUCAACGAUGUACCAACUCUGAAAAGAAAUGGGGCCCACCUCAGACUUGUGAACAGUGCAAGCAGCGAUGUGCUUUUGACAGGAGUGAUGACAGUCGUAAAAAAGUUGAUGGCAAACUGCUUUGUUGGCUGUGUACUCAAGCUUACAAGCGAGUACUGGCUAAGACACGACAUCGACAAGAGGAGGCAAGGCAGAGUAUGAAUUCACGCUGGGGGAAUUUUGAUGGUAGUGGCAGCAGUAGCAACAACAGUUCAUCUCGCAAAAGCAGCAGUAGUCUUCUGGAGAAAAACAAGGACAAUGCUUCAGCUUUCACUAAGCACAAAGAAUCAAGUCAAGAAAAGAGCAAAGAGAAAUCAAAGGAUCAUGUCAGCCUCUUUGAGAAAAGCAGUAAAGAUUUUACAAGUAUUUUUGAGAAGAACAAGGAUUACAAUAGCGCCUUUGACAAAGCCAAAGAGAUUGGACCAACAUCAGAUAAAAAUAAAGACCACAGCAGCUCUAGCAGUGGCUUUGACAAAACUAAAGACCACCGAAGUGGCUUUGACCGAAGCAAGGACGCAAGUCGAUCGUUUGACAAAAUGAUGAAAGAGAAAAAUCGAGAACCUGGCAAAAAUUUUGAAAGAGGAAAGGAACACAGCAAACAAUUUGAUCAAAAUAAGGAGAAGAAUAAGCAACACACGAAACGGGUUCGUCACAGCCGAUUUGAUGCCAGCGAUGAUACAAGCAGCCCUGAUGGAGCCGAGGGCAGUGUAGGUAGCCAUAAGGAUGGCAGCAGUGGCAGUGGACACAAGGAACAUCACCACAAAAGCCACAAAGAAGGGUCACAAAAGGAACACCACCACCACCAUCACCACCACCACCAUCAUCAUCAUCACAAAUCCCAUAAGAAUACAACUCCAAAAGAUGAAUUUAAGGAAUUACAUCAUAACUCCCAUAAAAACAAAUCUCUCAACAGUUCAUUACUUGAACACAGUCCUCCCUCAAAGAAGUCCAAGAUGGAAAAAAGCAUAAGUAAUGGUCUCUCAACCAGCAAAAGUAGUUUGAAUUUGAGUUUUGCUGAUGCAGCCCUGAUGGAUCCCAACAGUUCAGAUCAUGUGAUUGCAAUUCAGAAGUUACAUGAUCAAAUUGAAGCCAAUAAAAAACAGCUGUUGGCUAAAGAUAUGCAAUUGAAGGAAAAAGAACUCAAGAUCACAGAAUUAAAGGCUUUUCAAUAUGAUCAAGAGAGAAAUUACAGGACCAAAAUUUCCAGUAUACAAGAGGACCAUACUAGAAAAAUAGAUGAACUGAGUGCAAAAAACCGGGACUUAAUGAAGCAAGUGGCGACUCUUACAAAAAACCAAAAACGAAAUUCAGCACUAUCGACGACAUCAACGCAAAGCCCAGGCUCCUUUAUAUGCUUUUUGUUCUCUUCACCUUUUUCUCCCCACACCCCAAAGAAAGUGAUGUCAAAGCUGGAAAGUAAAACUGAUGCUGUUGUCAAGUUCUUUAUUUUUUUUUCUUCUCUCUCUCUCUCUCUCCUUACAUUCAUACAGUCAAAAUGCACACAACUUCAUAUGGAAAAAUUCCCUGAUCUCUCUCUCUGUGCUCUGCUCCCACCCCUCCCAAAUUAUCUCUUUGAUCCCUAUUUAACUAUCUCUCUCUCUGCAAACAUUCUGGCAUUUACCCUCCCCAACAACUUUUAUUUCUUUGUACAGAACCUGUCAUUUCCUUCACUCAUCUCAGUUUAUUCCCUUUUCCCCCUCUCCUGUCUAUUCUGUUCUCUCUCUCUCUCUCUCUCUUCUUUUCCAGAGUAUCAGAUUGACUUUCUGUAUUCUUUUUUCAUUGAAAUAAAAUAA
Molecule: messenger RNA, 2091 nt
Organism: Acanthosepion pharaonis
Lineage: Eukaryota; Metazoa; Mollusca; Cephalopoda; Sepiida; Sepiidae
Source: the annotation of a GenBank genome assembly